CUUCCCACUCAAACACCGACUGCGAGGACCAGAGCCUGACUCCCCACUCCCUGGUGCUCUGGCUUUCUCCUUUAUGAAGACAGUGAGGUCAGGAGAAUCACGGGAGCUGGCAGCCAGGGAGAACACUCACACAGAACAUGGUUGCAGCCUGUGUCUCCAGGAAUUGAAACCGAAACCUAUUCUCACUGGAGUGCACUCCCCCUCCCAGCCUUGCCAAGCAGAACUCAGAUAUCACAACAGCCGGCCAAAAAAAAAAAAAAAAAACAAAACAAAAAAACCAAGGUCUGCACAGAGACCAGAGGCAGAAAGGAGGCAAUCCACUUGCUCAGUUAGCCAGCUCCUACUCCUCCUGACCAUCUCUUGGAAGAACCCCAGACCUCUGCAUCUCAUCUCUGGGCUUUCUGGGUCUGCAUUCCAGUUCUAGAUCGCUCAGGAGAGAACUGCUGGAGGACAGCAACGUUUUUCUGAAAGGCAGCUAACAUCCGGACCCCACUUAAUCCCUCCUCUGCAGUUGUUCUUCCUGGGACACCAGCACUCGACGGGUCAUCUCUUUUCUUCCUGAACAUCCUGAGUGUGAGCUCCAGGUUUAGAUCAUUCCACGGUCAUUACCCUUGACGCGGUGCUAAAAGCUUUCCUAAGAGGAGAGCAUUCCCAGAGGUGCCACUUGCUUCUACCGUACGGAGACAUGGCUUGGGCCUCCAGCAUUGAUGAAUUCUUUAAGAAUUUUAAGAGGGAAAGCCAAAUCCUUUCUGAGGAAAACAUCAUCUUGAUUAAAACCUGCAUCCAGGAAAAUAACCUCCAGGAUGCACUUUCUGUAAUUCACAAUGCACUGGAAGACAUCGAGAAUGCCCGACUGAACAUUGCUGUGACAGGGGAGACAGGGACAGGGAAGUCCACCUUCAUCAAUGCCCUGAGGGAAAUGGGCCAGGAAGAAGAACAUGCAGCCCCUACUGGGGUGACAGAGACAACCAUUGAGAGAGUGCCAUACCCACACCCAAAGCUUCCUCAGGUGACAAUAUGGGACCUGCCUGGCAUUGGGUCCACUUCCUUCCCACCAGAAAACUACCUAAAGGAAAUGAAGUUUGCUGAGUAUGACUUCUUUGUUAUCAUCUCAGCUACACGCUUCAAAGAAAAUGAUGCACAACUAGCAAAAGCCAUCGAAAUGAUGAAGAUGAAUUUCUACUUUGUUCGAACCAAGAUAGAUAAUGACAUAUAUAAUGAAAAGAAAAGUAAACCUAGGGCCUUCAAUAAAGAGAAUGUCUUGAUGAAAAUCCGAGGUGACUGCUCAAAGCAUCUCAAGGAAGUCCUCUCCAGUGAGCCUCCAGUCUUCUUGGUCUCUAAUCUUGAUGUGUCUGACUAUGACUUCCCAGACCUGCAAACAAAACUCCUAAGGGAUCUGCCAGCCCACAAGCGACACGCUUUCAUACUGUCCUUAAACAGUGUUACUGAGACCACCAUUAACCUCAAGAGAGAUUCCCUGAAGCAGAAAGUCUUUCUAGAGGCCCUGAAGGCUGGAACAUUGGCCACCAUUCCAUUGGUUGGCAUGAUUAGGGAUGAUUUAGAGGAUCUGAAUGAAACAUUCAAUCUCUACAGGUCUUACUUUGGGCUGGAUGAUGCCUCAUUGGAAAACAUUGCUAAAGAUUUUAACAUGCCCGUGGAUGAACUCAAGGAGCACCUUCGGUUUCCCCAUUUGUUUGAGGAAGACAGCAAUGAGUCCUUGGAAGACAAACUAUGGAAAUAUAUCCAGCACAUUUCCUCAGUUACUGGUGGACCAGUUGCUACUUGUAUUUACUACAGAAAGACUUACUAUCUGCAGAAUCUCUUUCUUGAAACUGCAGCAAAUGAUGCCAUAGCUCUUCUUAAUAGGGAAGAUCUUUUUGAAAAGAAGGUGGGAACAUACAUAUCUAAUGCCCCCGAUUACUGGCUUCCAUCAUACAGAGACAUGGCUUGGGCCUCCAGCAUUGAUGCAUUCUUUAAGAAUUUUAAGAGGGAAAGCCAAAUCCACUCUGAGGAAACUAUCAUCUUGAUUAAAACCCACAUUCAGGAAAAUAACCUCCAGGAUGCAUUUUCUGUAAUCCACAAUGCACUGAGAGACAUCGAGAAUGCUCCCCUGAACAUUGCUGUGACAGGGGAGUCAUGGACAGGGAAGUCCACCUUCAUCAAUGCCCUGAUGGGGAUGGGGCAUGAAGAAGAUGGUGCAGCCCCUACUGGGGUGACAGAGAUAACAAUGGAGAGAGUGCCAUACCCAAACCGAAAGCUUCCUCAGGUGACAGUAUGGGACCUACCUGGCAUUUGGCCCACUUCCUUCCCACCAGAACACUACCUAGAGGCAAUGAAGUUUGCUGAGUAUGACUUCUUCGUUAUCACCUCAGCUACUCGCUUCAAAGAAAAUGAUGCACAACUAGCAAAAGCCAUUGAAAAGAUGAAGAUGAAUUUCUACUUUGUUCGAACCAAGAUAGAUAAUGACAUAUAUAAUGAAAAGAAAAGUAAACCUAAGGCCUUCAAUAAGGAGGAUGUCCUGAUGAAAAUCCGAGGUGACUGUUCAAAGCAACUCAAGGAAGCCCUCUCCAGUGAGCCUCCAGUCUUCUUGGUCUCCAACUUUGACGUGUCUGACUAUGACUUCCCAAAGCUGCAGACCACCCUAUUGGGUGAGCUCCCAGCCCACAAGCGCCACGUCUUCAUGCUGUCCUUAAACAGUGUUACUGAGGACACCAUUAACCUCAAGAGAGAUUCCCUGAAACAGAAAGUCUUCCUAGAGGCUCUGAAGGCUGGAGCAUUGGCCACCAUUCCACUGGUUGGUAAGAUUAGGGAUGACUUAGAGGAUCUGAAUGAAACAUUCAAUCUCUACAGGUCUUACUUUGGGCUUGAUGAUGCCUCAUUGGAAAAGAUUGCUCAAGAUUUUGGUAUGUCCACGGACGAACUCAAGGUACGCCUUCGCUUUCCAAAUUUGUUUGCAGAAGGCAACGAUGUAUCCUUAGGGAAAAAACUACUGAAUUAUAUUGAACUCAUUUCCUCAGUUACUGGUGGACCAUUUGCUGCUAGGUUUUACUACAGCAAAACUUACUAUCUGCAGAAUCUCUUUCUUGAAACUGCAGCAAAUGAUGCCAUAGCUCUUCUUAAUAGGGAAGAUAUUUUUGAAAAGAAGGUGGGACCAUAUAUAUCUAAGGCUCCUGAUUACUGGGAAUGAUGGGAAACAUUGCACAAGCUCCAAUCAAUGUUUGGGUCUGGCCUUGUUUUGGACACUGAAUCAUAACCUAUUCCCGAGUAACACACCUUGUUUGUGGAGCGCUAGAGUUUGUCCUUUGCCUCAUCCUGAGCCUGAAGAUCAUUAUAGCAAGGGCUCAAGUGUGCUGUAGUAGUAGGAGAAGCUUCAACAAUGUGCAAAUGUGUGAGGAAAACUUAGUUCCAUUAAAAUCAUAUGUAUAAUAUCCAUGAUAAA
Messenger RNA from Mesocricetus auratus (golden hamster), 3439 nucleotides. RefSeq lists its product as uncharacterized. Gene Ontology annotation, molecular function: GTP binding; GTPase activity. The transcript is spliced from 4 exons. The record is from RefSeq and is a predicted model, not a curated record. Lineage: Eukaryota; Metazoa; Chordata; Mammalia; Rodentia; Cricetidae. Gene Ontology annotation, biological process: defense response; cellular response to interferon-beta. Bases 686 to 3187 code for a protein of 833 amino acids. Gene Ontology annotation, cellular component: endoplasmic reticulum membrane.